Striga hermonthica is the source of this 340-nucleotide messenger RNA. Lineage: Eukaryota; Viridiplantae; Streptophyta; Magnoliopsida; Lamiales; Orobanchaceae. The record is from the annotation of a GenBank genome assembly.
GUGCGCGCGGGAUAUCGACGAUAUCCUAGAGACGGUGCUCGAGGAUCACUUGGCCCGGAAAGAAGGCGUGGAUAAGGACAACUUUAUGGAUAUACUGCUCGGGAUAUAUAGGGGAGACGUUCCGGGCGUGUCGAUCGACCGCAUUACCGUCAAAGCCAUGAUUUAUGAUGUUGUAGGGGCGGGAACCGAAACCUCGGCAACAGCUCUAAUGUGGAUGAUGACCGAGCUGAUUCGGCACCCACACAUCAUGAAGAAACUGCAAGAUGAAGUCCGAGGGGUGACCGAGGGCAAAACUGUCAUAACCGAGGACGACAUCCAGCGAAUGCCGUACCUCAAGGCC